AAAAUCAUUGCGAGUCCAUUUCCACAAAGCGAUCUGAGUUUAAAGAUCAUACAUUUCUUCCAAAUUUGAAAACUUGUAAUGAACGAACAUAUGACAAAAGCCACAAAAGCCACAAAACCCAGAAAUCUUUUUUGGUUUUGCUGUCUUCUAAUGGCGUUUUUGUUUGCUUAUUCUGCAUCUGUCCAGCUUAAUGAUCCUGAUUGGUACUUUUGGUUUCCUCUAUACACACUGGCUUGUGUAGUUAAUCUGAUUAACUGCAAAAGAAGAAUCAAACAAAUGAUGGUGAGAACAGCUUUAGGCUUGGGUCUGUUCUUGUUAGUUAAAGUUGUUGCAGAGGAUGUGAUUACAGAGAAAGUUGGAGUCUUGUCUUUGGAUCUUACUCAUAGAGUGGUUAGAGAGAAGGUUGGAAGUGGUUUGGUGAUAGCUUCCAUGGUUUUGCAACUACAACAAGCUUCUUCCACAAAACCCAUUGACUUUGGGAUGGUUGCAAUAGUAAUCUUUGGCUAUGGACUUCCCUUUUGGUUCUUCACAGUUAUGAAAGGAGAAAUCAAGAUUUGAAGGAGGCUAAUCAGAAUGAAUAAACCAAAGCUGUCUAAGGUUCAAUGGAGAAAAAGUUAGUUGCUUUACAAUGACAAGGGUGGUCAGUUUCUUGUCCAGAUGUUACCAGCCUGCGACCAUAGUCUCGAGUGAUCUCUUCUCCUGCAGCUAUCU
Molecule: messenger RNA, 711 nt
Organism: Capsella rubella
Lineage: Eukaryota; Viridiplantae; Streptophyta; Magnoliopsida; Brassicales; Brassicaceae
Exons: 4
Coding region: 79-558 (159 amino acids)
Source: RefSeq, a predicted model, not a curated record